AAUCCACCGUUCCUGUCCAUUGUUUUUACCCAAUAAUCUCCAUGGUUUUGCUAUACAAUGACAUUGCCCCAUUUUUAGUCUGCCCUUAGACGGCAGCCAUAAACGCGUAAUUCAAAGGUCAAAAAAAAAACCCUGUCAGUAAUUCUUGCUUCCAGAUCUCCGCUAUCGCACGUACUCCCUCAACAGUCAGUUUCCUUAACCAACAAAAAAAAAAGUCACCCCAGAUCUGUCAUUAUAUUCUUUUCCUUCUCGGCCCUUUCUUUCAUUCUCUUUAUUUUUCUUCUUCCAUUUUUCUUUUACUUCUUACUAUUUAGUUUCAGCUUUUUUUUUUCUUCUGAAAAGAUAUGGAUUCUGAGCAGCGUCGGAAGCGGAAGAGAAUCUACAGGCCCUACUCACGGACUCGGUUUUUGUCAGUAAGCAAGAUUGUUCAAGCAGAAAUGUUGGAUUGUGUUUACAACAAAGUUUUCAAUGAUUCUAGUGAAGUAAUUGAGGAGAUUAAAGAUAAGGAGAUUGUCUACCAAGGGGUUCUGUCUAUUGAUGAAUAUGAUGGGUUUAGAUCGAUUGUUAGGUGCCCUCUCCCACCUCUGAAUUAUUCGGCCACUGUAGCUUUGAGGCGGCGAGGAGAUGGGGUUUAUCAUAAUUGGUCUUUGAGGGGUAAUCAGACGGUUCACUCAUGGGAUAGAAUGGUUUAUGAAGCAGCAUUGGAUGGGAAAACUGCGGUUGUUUUUGUUAAGGGGUUGAAUCUUCGACCCCAUAAAGAAUCCGAUCCUGCCCAGUUCAGAUGCCAGUUUGGUUCGGGGAAUUGGGAUAAAGAUGAAGGGUUCGUGCUAAUGACUGAAGCAGUAGCGGCUGCACAAGAGGUUGUUAGGUGUUCGUUGCCCAGGAGUAUAAGAAAUAAUCCGGAUAAGGUUCAGGGAAUUCGGGUCACUGUUGUCCAUGGUGGUGAGAGUGGUGCCGAACAUGUGCCAAUGACAUCUGCGGUUAGUAUUCACAAUACCGGAUCCUAUGAGCACAGGAGGAAGCAAAGAAGGCAUAAGAAUCUGCCUAUGCCUUCUGUGGCUAAACUAUACAAUUCAAAGUCCUACCAGAAGAAAAGGAAGAGGGAGAAGUAUGAGCUCUGCGCCUGCACUAUGCUCUGGAACCAGGCACCGGCACUGCGGGAGUGGAUUAUGUACCAUGCCUGGCUAGGGGUUGAGCGGUGGUUCAUUUAUGACAAUAAUAGUGAUGAUGGAAUUCAGGAAGUUAUUGAAGAGCUUGAUUUUCAAGAUUAUAAUGUGAGCAGGCAUUGCUGGCCAUGGAUUAAAACCCAAGAGGCAGGGUUUUCGCACUGUGCUUUGAGAGCAAGAAAUGAGUGUAAAUGGGUAGGAUUCUUUGAUGUUGAUGAGUUCUACUACUUCCCUCGUCACCACCGGAGAGCUUUACUGGGUCAAAAUUUACUAAGAUCCCUGGUUGCUAAUUACUCUUCAUCUAGGACAAUUGCAGAAAUAAGAGCAGCUUGCCACAGCUUUGGGCCAUCUGGAUUGAGCUCAACUCCAUCACAAGGAGUAACUGUAGGUUACACUUGCCGACUGCAAAGCCCAGAGCGACACAAGUCUAUUGUGCGCCCUGAUUUACUCAAUGAUUCUCUUCUCAAUGUUGUGCACCACUUCCAGCUGAGAAAGGGAUUAAGAUACCUGAAUGUGCCUGAAAGUUCUAUCAUAAUAAACCACUACAAGUACCAGGUAUGGGACACCUUUAGAGCAAAGUUCUUUAGAAGGGUUGCAACCUAUGUUGUUGACUGGCAAGAAAACCAAAACCAAGGGUCCAAGGACAGAGCGCCUGGGCUUGGAACUGAGGCCAUUGAACCACAUAAUUGGCGACUACAGUUCUGUGAAGUCUGGGACACCGGUAUGAGGGACUUUGUCCUGACAAAUUUUGCUGAUCCUGCCACUGGAGGCUUACCCUGGGAGAAGGCUCUUUUGCAACAAUACCAAACUUGAUUGCUUGUAGGUAAUGACACCAGAAAAAAUUCAUUCUUUUCAUUGUUUUUUGCAUUCUUAUCUUAUUAUUAUUUUUUUAUAGAUAUGAGAUCAAUUGAUUAUAGGGUUCUUACACAGCUGUAAAUUUUGUGAUGAUGAAAUGACUAUUUUUUCUCUCUUUCAUUCCUAUACUAGUUCACGAGUUAUUGAUGAUUUUUCCUGUAGUUUAUUUCUGUUAAAGUGGCUACUUGUGCAGCAUCUUCAUGUUUUCCUGCAGAUGAGAUGAAAUACUAUAGAACAUAACUUACUAACAAUUGAAUAAAUUUAAGGGAAAACUUUUGAUAAAAUAUGUUGGAAAAACUCAAUUCUAUUUCAAUAAUAAGAACAGGAUGAUGAACUUCAGUGCAUGAUGUAAAAUGUUUCUGAAUAUCUUCUGUUCAAAAUAACUGCAUCCUUUAUGUAUUAUAUAGAGUGCGGUUAACUCGUUCAUUUGUAGCUUCCUGGAAGCUGGAAGUUUAGCAUAUUACAAAAAAACGCAUGAUAUGCUUUUCAAGCACAGCCUACAGGACUACUCCCUACAGCUAAAAAAUAUGCCAUUGGAAGUUUUGAAGCAUCAUGGCAUAAAACAGAACCCUUUACGAGAAUACUAGGGCAUUUGUUGUUUAAUAAGAAAUUUUCAACCACAUAUCCAAUAAGGUUUCAACGCAACGCAUCGGAAAUUGGCAAUAGAAUUUUCAGGGACCAGCUAAAAAUUGAAUUAUUAAUUACAUGACUGCAUGUAGGUCCUGCAUCCUGAAAACAUCACUGCCUGGGAAACCAAAAAAUCCAAAAACAUGAACAAAACACCUUAAAACUCAGAGAGAUGGAGAACAAAAUCCACAAAGUAGAGAAAACAAACAACCAAAAUAGCAUAUUAAAAAAAUUUUGAAAAAAAUAGACCAGAUGAGCAUGCAUGCAUGCAGUUUUUAUUUAUGUUUUCAUAUAUUGAGUGGUUGAGCAGGAUUUUUGUGUUUGUGAACCAAGAUGUGCAAUUUUGCAGU
Messenger RNA from Durio zibethinus, 2998 nucleotides. RefSeq names its product glycosyltransferase family 92 protein RCOM_0530710-like. Lineage: Eukaryota; Viridiplantae; Streptophyta; Magnoliopsida; Malvales; Malvaceae. Gene Ontology annotation, molecular function: glycosyltransferase activity. The record is from RefSeq and is a predicted model, not a curated record. Gene Ontology annotation, cellular component: cytoplasm.